CCCCCUCAGCCAGAGUUCUCGCUGUCCCACAGGCCGCCAGUCAUCUCCCGGCUGGCACCAUGAGCGGACAGAGGCUGGUAGAAGAUGCGGCCACGGCCUCCAGUUAUCAGGACUUCCAUGUGGAGCACUUCCACCUGGAGCUCAGUGUGGACACCCAGGCCAGGAAGCUGAGCGGCUCGGAGAGGCUGGAGGUCCGGGUGAUGGCGGAGAGCAGAGAACUGCGGCUGGACUCCUACCAUGAUAUGAAUAUAGAGCGGGUGUGGGGAGAGCUGAGUGCCGGGGAUAGGAAGGAGCUGACCUGGGAGAACCGACCCUUCACCAGCUAUGGCACCGUCCUUGUCAUUACCCUGCCCGAGCCUGUCCCAGCGGGGAGCACCAUCUACAUCACUAUAGAUUACCAGGUCGGCAACAACCCGGGGGUAUGCUGGCUGGAACCAGAGCAGACGGCUGGAAAGAAGAAGCCUUACAUGUAUACACAGGGUCAGGCUGUUCUAAACCGCUGCUUUUUUCCAUGCUUUGAUACACCUGCUGUUAAAAGCACCUAUUCAGCAAAUAUAAAGGUUCCUGAGGGUUUUACCGCAAUUAUGAGUGCCAACAACUGGGAUCGUAACGGCGAUACAUUCAUCUUCAAAAUGACGCAACCUAUUCCUUCUUAUCUUGUUGCUCUAGUAGUCGGGGAUAUUGUUUCUGCAGAAGUGGGGCCAAGGAGCAGGGUUUGGGCAGAACCAUGCUUGAUUGAUGCAGCCAAAAAAGAAUAUAAUGGUGUAAUUGAAGAAUUUCUAACUGUAGGUGAAAAACUAUUCGGGCCGUACGUAUGGGGCAGGUAUGAUGUCUUGUUCAUGCCUCCAUCGUUUCCAUUUGGUGGUAUGGAGAACCCCUGUAUCACAUUUGUCACCCCAUGUCUGCUGGCCGGCGAUCGCUCUUUAGCUGAUGUUAUUAUCCAUGAAAUAUCCCACAGCUGGUUUGGUAACUUGGUGACCAAUGCUAACUGGGGAGACUUCUGGCUGAAUGAGGGUUUUACUAUGUAUGCCCAGCGGAGGAUUACCACUGAAAUCUAUGGUCAUGCAUACAGUUGUCUUGAAGCAGCCACAGGAAGGGCUCUUCUUCGUCAGCACAUGGAUGCAUCAGGAGAAGCACAUCCCUUAAACAAGCUCAGAGUUAAGAUUGAACCUGGAGUGAAUCCAGAUGACACCUACAAUGAGACCCCUUAUGAGAAAGGAUUCUGCUUUGUAUCUUAUCUUGCUCACCUCGUUGGAGAUCAAAGCAAAUUUGACAGUUUUCUUAAGGCUUAUGUUGACAAAUUUAAAUUUCAGAGCAUAACUGCUGAUGAAGCCUUGGCAUUUUAUUUAGAUUACUUCCCAGAGCUUAAAGCAAAGAAUGCUGAUAAAAUCAAGGGCCUGGAAUUUCACCAUUGGCUAGAUACCCCUGGUUGGCCUGCCUUCUUGCCAGACCUAUCUUCUGGCACUUCGCUCAUGAAACCAGCUGAUGAGUUGGCUGAUCUCUGGUCAUCUUCUCCACUGAAUAUGCAAGCUAUUGAAAAAAUGGAUGUUUCUUCUUGGAAAACCUAUCAAAUGGUCUACUUUUUGGAUCGGGUCCUUGCAAAGUCUCCUCUACCGCCUGGUAACGUGGAAGAGCUUGGAAAAUAUUACAUAAAGAUUUCAGAAGCCACCAAUGCUGAACUCCGUCUUCGCUGGGCUCAAAUUGUGCUGAAAAAUGAUUACCAGGAUCAUUUUUCUAAAGUCCGUGACUUCUUGUACUCUCAGGGAAAACAGAAGUACACAUUGCCAUUAUACCGUGCUAUGAAAGCUGGAUCAGAGGCCGCUCGUGCUCUAGCCACAGAAACUUUCCACCAGACAUCUCCACAGCUUCAUCACAAUGUCCACAGUUAUGUGAAAAAAAUCCUGGGAGUGUGAAAAACAUUACAUAAGAUGAAGACACCAAAAACGCACAGUAAUUUUUACUACACUCAACAUCCAUCUCCUGGCAUACAGAAAUAGAUUUUUAUAGCUUGGCAAUUACAUUUAAAAUUGUUUAAUGAAACUUCAAUCAAUACUGUGCUGGUAGCAUUUAAAAAAUAUAAAGUUGUUAAACAUUUAUAUAGGGUGAUCCUGCAUUUAAAAUGUAAUUCCACACAUACAUCUACACUUCUUUUUUUUUUUAUUAUUGCAAAAAGAGGGCUUUUUAAUAUUACAGAACUGGCUAGAACUCAUCACUAUGUCAAUAGCUUACAUAUGUAUAAUUGGGAACAGAACAGCUGCAAGAAUAUCAUAUUGUAUCAUUUGCUUUAUAUGAAUACGAAGGAAAAAGGUUGGAUGCACAAUAAAAGUUGACAUUACUGGCACACAUUUUAUAUUUUGAACAAGCAGAUUAGCACUUAACAUAUCAUUUUAUUAUGGAUAAGGUAGUGGUGUAAAACGUAAACCUUUCAUGAGAUGUGUAGGGACUGCUCAUCUACAAAUACAAGACACCUGACUGUUAUGUUGAACCACUGGCUUUAAAACUUUGAUUCAGUAACCAGAACAAGGAUACAGAACAGGCAAGUCACGUUCUUAUUUUGCGUACCUAAUUGCUGUAUUACAAUAAGGCAGCUAACAUUUUCACAAGGAGGGGUGGACAAUGGCUCACUCGAUGUCGCUCUCCUGAUGGGUUUAUUUUAAGCCCUCAUCUUCCUGGGGUCCUUCAAUUUAUUUAAAUACCAUCAACAAUGUAUUCCCAAUUUAUCAAAUGUAUUUUAUGACUACUGCUAUUUUGUAUUUUUCAUUUCUAUGAUUCUCUUUUUGAGAUAAUCAAUGUGCACUAUAGGGGUAGUUUUUUUCAAUUUUGUAUAUUUUGAACAAAUUGCAUUAAAGCUUUUGAUGUG
Messenger RNA from Rana temporaria (common frog), 2860 nucleotides. It is a transcript of the gene RNPEP, whose product is annotated as arginyl aminopeptidase. Gene Ontology annotation, biological process: proteolysis. The coding region runs from base 60 to 1913 and encodes 617 amino acids. The record is from RefSeq and is a predicted model, not a curated record. Gene Ontology annotation, molecular function: metalloaminopeptidase activity; zinc ion binding. NCBI's taxonomy places the organism in Eukaryota, Metazoa, Chordata, Amphibia, Anura, Ranidae. The transcript has 11 exons.